This is a messenger RNA of Tetrahymena thermophila SB210, 348 nucleotides long. Its product is annotated as scramblase family protein, putative. The transcript has a single exon. NCBI's taxonomy places the organism in Eukaryota, Ciliophora, Oligohymenophorea, Hymenostomatida, Tetrahymenidae. The record is from RefSeq and is a predicted model, not a curated record.
AUGAUUAGUGACAUUAAAGGCGUCGAUGAUUUUUUAGCUCAUAAAUCAAUAGCUAAACUCUCUGGAUUAAACAAAAUAUUUAUCAAGAAAUCAGUUGUAUAAGUUUCUAGUUGUGAUAAAUAUAACGUAUUCGGAAUUCAUGAAAUUGAAUCUGACACAGAAUAUAACACACAAGCAAUUUUUUAUAUCGUUGAAUACAGUGACUUCUGUAAUAGAUAAUUUUGCUCAGGAGAUUGCAGAUAAUUUAAGUUGCUGGCUAGCGAUUAAUAAAUCUAAGAAAAAAAUGAAUUUUUUAAAGAGAAUGUAUUUCUUGAAUUUGAUAGACCUUAAAAAUGCACAUUUUGUUGA